Molecule: messenger RNA, 2777 nt
Organism: Pseudophryne corroboree (corroboree frog)
Lineage: Eukaryota; Metazoa; Chordata; Amphibia; Anura; Myobatrachidae
Product: 5'-AMP-activated protein kinase catalytic subunit alpha-1-like
Exons: 1
Coding region: 597-2219 (540 amino acids)
Biological process (GO): protein phosphorylation; intracellular signal transduction
Cellular component (GO): cytoplasm
Molecular function (GO): ATP binding; protein serine/threonine kinase activity
Source: RefSeq, a predicted model, not a curated record
GCACCUCAGCAGAUCUCCCACUGACAAGAAGGCCACAGCAGUUUGGGCUCACAUUACAGACUUGCCACACCGUUCCCUGCAACUCCAAUCCUCAUCAAUGUACCUCAGGAGGGGGUCACAUAUCAGCUGGCAGGUGCUGCGCAACUUUACUGCAUCAGACACUGUCCUGCUCUGUCCACAAGUUAGGCCGAUCCUUCUUCACAGCAUCCUGGCUGCCAUGGCAACCUCUGCCUCCCCUUGCCCCAAGGGAUUGUGGGACUUGAACCCAUCACAGUUAUAGUUCCUCUGCAGCUGUGGCUCAUAGGCUGUUGAGGGCACAGCUCAGUGAUACCUUAUGAUAUUGUGGUAUCACAGACAUCUAUAGGGAACAGUAACCUGUGGCGAGAGAAGCCAGCGUAGAGCCGUCCUGAUAGACCACAAGGGUACAACUUGAGUCGACCUGCUCCUCCAUCUGCAGUUGUGGGUCACAUGGUUGUGAUGUCAGAGGUCCUUCAGAUCACUUUACUAUAGCCACAACCUUAGAACAUUCCCGCCUAUCUCCUCCUCUUUGCGCCUGACAGCGUGUGCACACCUGCCGCCUAAAUUCCUUGUUGAAGAUGGCAGCUGAUAAACAGAAGCGUCAUGACGGGAGGUUAAAGAUCGGACACUACAUCCUGGGUGACACGCUCGGGGAGGGACUCUUCGGCAAAGUAAAGAUUGGUGAACACGAACUAACCGGGGACAAGGUCGCUGUGAAGAUAGUGAACAAAAAGAAGAUUAGAGGCCUUGAUGCGGGGGGAAAUAUUCGGAGAGAAAUUCAAAACCUGAAACUCUUCAACCACCCUCAUAUAACCAAGUUGUACGAGGUAAUAAGUACCCCAACGGAUAUCUUCAUGGUAAUGGAGCAUGUCUCUGGUGGGGAGCUCUUUGAUUACAUACGUACUAAUAAAAAGUUAGAUGAAAAGGAAUCCCGGCGCUUAUUCCAGCAAAUCCUUUCUGGAGUGGACUAUUGCCACAGGCAUAUGGUGGUGCACAGAGACUUGAAACUAGAAAACGUUCUUCUUGAUGCGCAUGUGAAUGUGAAGAUCGCAGAUUUCGGCCUAUCAAACAUGAUGUCUGACGGAAAGUUUUUAAGUACAAGGUGUGGGUCUCUCCACUAUGCUGCACCUGAAAUAAUAUCAGGACGGCUCUACGCUGGCCCAGAAGUGGACAUCUGGAGCAGCGGUGUGAUCCUCUUCAUAUUACUGUGUGGGUUUCUUCCAUUUGACGAUGCCGAUGAGGCAACCAUGUACAAGAAGAUCUGUGAUGGCACUUUCGACACACCUCAGUAUUUGAACCCCUCCGUCAUCAGCCUUCUCAAGCACAUGCUGCUCGUAGACCCCACAAAGAGGGCAACAAUCAAAGAUAUUCAAGAACAUGAGUGGUUUAAACAGGAUCUCCCAAAGUACCUUUUUCCGGAAGACCCAACGUACAGUUUAAACAUGAUCGAUGAUGAAGCCUUAAAGGAAGUGUGUGAUAAGUAUGAGAGCACGGAGGAGGAGGUGCUGAGCUGCCUGUACAGUCGCAGUCUCCAGGACCCAUUAGCAGUUGCUUACCAUCUGAUCAUAGACAACAGACGAAUAAUGAACAAAGCUAAAAAAAAUUAUCUGGCGGAUUCUUUUGUUGACGAACCACAUACACCCCGCCCACAUCCAGAAAGGGUGUCAUUCAUGGUAGCAGACUCCCCACGGCAGAGACACACCCUUGACGAGCUAAACCCACAAAAACCCAAGUACCAAGCUGGAGUGAGACGAGACACAUGGCAGCUAGGAAUUCAGAGUCACAGCCAACCAUACGACAUCAUGGCAGAGGUCUGUCGAUCAAUGAAACCGUUGGACUACGAGUGGAAGAUGGUGAAUCCAUACAACCUACGUGUCAGGAGAAAAAACCCAGUGACCAGUAUGUACACUAAAAUGAGCCUACAGCUGUACCAAAUGGAAAGUGGAAGAUACCUGCUCGACUUUCGCAAUAUAACCGAUAAAGUUACUGAAACAGAGUAUGAAAAUGACACCCCCAGAUGCGACUCUGACACCGAAGCCCAGACAAAGUCAUCUGAUGGUUCUGCCCCAUCAUCGCUGGCCUCAUCUGCAGACUCCUCCAGCAGUGACUUGGCCCCUCAACCAGGAAGCCAUACUAUACAGUUCUUAGAAAUGUGUGCCGAUUUAAUAAAGAUCCUUCAAAUGGAAGAUAAAAUGCAGUGAUUUAAGGCUCAACUUCAUCAGCUUUUAUAGCCCAUGUGUGAAAUUAUUCCGAGUAUCACCUGGGUUGGUAAUGAGUUCACAUGCUGCAGUCACGUGAAGAUUUAUUAAGCCUACACAAUGCCGCCUACACAAUGCCGCCUCCUCUGGGCACAUCUAAAGUAGUUUCAGAAAGAACGGAUAUUGUGUUUGGAGGAUUUCUGUUCAUGGAUUACAUGGAAAAGUUAAAGCUCAUUCUCGAUCCAAGGAAAGUCUAAUGCAAAACUUUUUCUUCUUCUUUUUGUAUUUGCUUUCUAUUCUGUAUUCUAUAAUCUCUUAUCCUAGGGUUAGAAACACUGGAGUGGGGCAGAUGUAGUAACCUGGAGAAGGCAUAAGGAUGUGGUAAAUCGGUGAUAAGAGCAAGGUGAUAAACGCACCAGCCAAUCAGCUCCAAUAUGCAAAUUGACAGUUAGAAGCCGACUGGAUGGUGCGUUUAUCACCUUGCACUUAUCACUGGUUUAUCACUUCCUUGGGUGUGGUAUGUUAGGUAGAUUAGACUUAGGUCGACAGUGUCUAGGUCAA